Xenopus laevis (African clawed frog) is the source of this 2351-nucleotide messenger RNA. It is a transcript of the gene prf1.2.L, whose product is annotated as perforin-1. Bases 488 to 2113 code for a protein of 541 amino acids. The record is from RefSeq and is a predicted model, not a curated record. The transcript is spliced from 4 exons. Lineage: Eukaryota; Metazoa; Chordata; Amphibia; Anura; Pipidae.
CCCAUUCUGCAGUAACCCAUAGCAACCAAUGCUUGGUAUGAGUGUACUUAUAUGAGUGGUGCUUGAUAUGAGUAGACACAUUUAUCACAUAAACCCUUUUAUGCAUAAAGCUAUUAAGGCUAUGCGCUCCCCACAGUGAUUGGUUGUACAUACCCUACACUGGCCAGUCCUACACUCACUUUCAUCCCUACAACCCUUUCAUUUCUUUUUAUAUUUAAAGGGAAAUUGUAUUUUGAAUUUUGCAGUACAUGUUGGUAUUUAUGUUCUGUAAAACUAAGCAUAUAGCUAUUUUUUAUGUAUAGAAAGCCACUGUAUCUCUACAUCCAAUCCAUGUUUAUCACAGACUGAGCUUGAGAUCAAGGCCACAUCCUGUGCUCAUGGUUGUUUUACUCAUCACCUUUGGCCAGGACGCGUGUAAUGUGCCCAACCUCACCAUUUCCCACAGCUCAAGCUACCAGCAUUAAACCUUCCAAACAACCAUCAAAGAAUGUUUCCUCUUCUUCUCAUCCUUCUGAACCUAUUUACAUGUGGCUCUUCUACUUCACCACCACUUACAUAUGACUGCCGCCUUGCCAAAGGUGAUGAAUGCAUAAAAUUAACCUUCAUUCCAGGCCACAGCCUUUUGGGAAUGGGAUUUGACAUUGUAACCUUGAAAAGGACAGAGGCCUAUGUAGUAGAUAUGCAUAGGUUUUCUGGUAAGAACAAGAAGUGUAUGGUGUGCAAUAACCCACACAAAAACAAUGCCCGGCAGAAACUGCCUUUUGCAAUUGCAGACUGGAGGCCUUACAGUUCCUGCUCUAGGAAGAUUACCAGUGAAGUCUCCCGUUCUUCUGUCUCUUUGGCUGAGGAUGCCGCUUCAGGAGUUCAGAAUGACUGGAAGGCAGGUUUGGAGCUUCAGGCUCCUGUGGGAAAUGCAAAACUGGUACUUGCUGGAUCCCAGUCCCAACUGGCUAAGUUUACAGAAAGUAAAACUAAUCGUGACCGUUACAGUUUUCUUCGACAUCAGCUCAAAUGUUUCUACUACAGUUUCCGCCUCAUAUACAAUCCUCCAUUAAGUAAAGAUUUCCAAAGAGAACUUAAAGACUUGCCAAAGAUUUAUGACACCAGUACACAGGAAAAGUUUUAUAGAUUUAUUCGAGUUUAUGGCACUCAUUAUAUCAGCCAAGCUGAAGUGGGAGGCCAAGUGUCAGAGGUCACAGCAAUCAAGACUUGCCAAUCGACCAUGGAUGGCCUGUCGUUGGAUGAACUGAAGGACUGCCUCAGCAUGGAGGCCUCUGCUUCUGUCACAGGCAAAAUGGAGGCCAACGCUGAAGCCAAAACCUGCAAGGAAAUGAGCCAGAAAGCGACCCAUGGUGAGAGUUUUCACAAGACCUUCAAUGAACGAGACUGGCAGAUAUCUGGUGGCAAAGUGACAUUUGAUCUCCUUUCAUUCGACGUAAGUAAAGAUGGAAACACGGCUGCCUUUGGAGAAUGGAUGGAGAGCCUCAAGACACAUCCAGAUAUUGUCACCUACUCCCUUGAGUCCAUUCACAAUCUAGUGAGAUUUAAAGGGCCACAAAAAGAACAUCUCAGGAAAGCUAUUAGUGAUUUCAUUAUGGAGAAGGCUCUGAGGAAGAACUGUUCAUGCCCAGGAAAUUCUCAUCCAAGCCACGGGGCAGAGUGUUCAUGUGUCUGUAGCCAAAGCCCUGACACAAACACAAAUUGCUGCCCCACUAAAAGAGGGUUUGCUAAGCUAGUGGUGACUAUUAAUCAAGCCUCAGGUCUCUGGGGUGAUUAUGGGUCUAAAACUGAUGCUUAUGUGAAAGUCAUGUUUCGUUCCACAGAGACAGUGACAACCACCAUGUGGAACAAUGAUAACCCGGUCUGGAACCAACGUUUUGAUCUGGGAGUUGUGGAACUAAGCCCAGGGGCAGAGCUGAAGAUCGAAGUUUGGGAUGAAGAUAAUAAAUAUGAUGAUGACCGCAUUGGGUUCUGUAAAAUCUCCCUGACCAGUGAGUUAAACAAACAAAUCUGCUACUGUGACCAUGGGCGCCUAGAUUACACUCUAAAGUUGGCUUGUCUUCCUCAUCUCUCCGGGCCCUUCUGCCACGAUUAUGCCCCAUCUAAAGAAUAACCUCAUAUUUAUAUUUAACCUCCACAUAUAUAUAUAUAUAUUUUUUUUUUUUUUUUUUUUUAAAUAUGGAAAUUAAUUUUAUUUUGUAAAAUUUUUUAAAUGAGUUUUAAAGAAUUCUCUUCAAAUUACUGCACAAAGGAACUACUGGCCGUCGCUAAAUAAUUGCUUUUUGUUACUCCUUCCACUAUAAAGCUAUUUAUCUUCUUAUCAAACAAGACUUUACUUGUACAUGAGAAUA